UCUCCCUGGUUUCAACUGUUAUCGAAUGCCCAAACGGAAUUAACACACUGUGUACCCUUUUUGUAUACGCAUGAAGCAUGAGGCAGGUUGAAUCUGGCAGUAUGAGGAUGCAGAUAAUAUGUGGACGGUGAUCCGAGGCACGGCAAACUGCCUUGGGAAUGCAGCGUGGAUGUGAUCCAGCGCGAAUUUUAGAACCAUUGGACGUCUUCAGCCACACGCAUUGAAUAUCACAAUGAAUUGGACCCAGGAAAUAUGCUUACAAGUAAUAAAUGAGUAUCGUAAAAGAAAAGUUCUGUGGAACCUGCGUGAUCCGCUUUAUUAUAACAAAAUGAUGAAGGAAGAUGCUUGGACAGAAAUUGCUGUUAAAUUUGGCAGGAGUACUGAAGAAUUGAAAAAAAAGAUAGAGAGUCUCAAAAGCACGUACAGGCGUGAAAAGACGCGAGCAAGAAAACGUUGUAGAACAGGAAAAGGGCGAAGUGAUAUUCAUCGACCGCAAUGGUUCGCUUACACGAGUCUACAAUUUCUGGACAAUAAAAAUAUACCCUAUAAGACUCUAAAUAAUUUGCAAAACGUGCGUGAUGGAAUACCAACAGAGCAUUUUGACAACGAAAGUCUCCAUAACAGCAGCAACACAGGAAACCAGUUCAAAAGUGAAGAGAUCAUAGAAGAAGCUGGAAAUUUUCGGACAUCAGAUGCAGAAGAAGGAUCAAACGACACUGAAAAACCAGAGCUCAGUACUCUGAGAACCCGAGUACUAAAAAGAAAUAACGUCGACCCAGACCAAAGAAAUACAGAGGUGUUGGGUUACCUGCGACAAGUACCUGCAGGAUCUGAGCAGCCGAAAGACGAAUGCAGUCUCUUUGGUGACUAUAUUGCGGCGAAACUACGCAAAUUCGAUGAUCGAUCCCGUGCUAUUGCGGAGCACAGAAUUAGUAACACCUUAUUCGAAUUAGAGAUGAAUGUGAGUUAGCGUAUUGAAACUUAAAUAAAUUAUUCUUAUAUAUUCUUA
Diprion similis is the source of this 1009-nucleotide messenger RNA. RefSeq lists its product as uncharacterized. The transcript has 5 exons. The record is from RefSeq and is a predicted model, not a curated record. The coding region runs from base 233 to 970 and encodes 245 amino acids. Lineage: Eukaryota; Metazoa; Arthropoda; Insecta; Hymenoptera; Diprionidae.